GCGGGCCGGGGGCGGGGGGGCGCCCCUGUGAGCGGCCGAGCUCCCGCGCCCGCGCCGGCCGCCCGCCGCCAAACUUUGCGGCGCGCACACAUGCUCCAAGUUGGGCGCGGCGGCGGCGCGGGCGGGCGCUGAGGGCGGCGCGGGGCGGCCAUGAGCGGGCGGCCGGUCUCCCGCAAGCAGCGGCUCAUGGCCGCCGUGGGCGAGCGGGCGGCGGGCGGCGGCGGCGCGCCGCUCUCCUGCUUCAUCUGCGGCGGCGGCAUCGGGCGCGGCAAGGAGCUGAAGCUGCAGGUGAAGCAGCCGGCGGCGGCGGGCGCGGGGACCCCGGCGCAGCCCUUCUUCCCGUUCCUGCAGCAGCAGGAGCCGGCGCCCGGCGCGCGCGAGCUGUCCCCGGCCGACGGCUGCGUGCUGGUGUGCGCCGUGUGCCGCUGCUUCCUGGGCGAGCAGUGGGCCGCCUUCGAGCGCGCCCGCACGCCCGUGGACAAGCGCAUGUACUGGCUCAAGCGGCCCCACCAGUGCGACGCGGGCGCGGGCGGGCGCCGCGGGGGCGCAGGGGCCCCCCGCGAGUGGAACGUCGCCUACGCCCUGGGUGGCGCGGCCGGCGACGACGACGAAGACGACGACGGCGGUGGCCCCGGCCCCCGGAUCUCCGCCGAAGAGCCUCGAGACUCGGAGUUGUCGGAGCUGUCGGACACCGACCCCCUCUCGGAGCCCGACUCUGUCGCGCGCGACGCCUUAAGCCCCCGCCAGGACGGGGCGCCAGCGGCGCGGACCCCUCUGGGGCCUGGGCCUCGUGGCGGCCGCUGCCAGGAGUGGAGGACGGCGCCGGGACCCCCUCCGGGACAGAGCGCCGAGACCCCCGCGCAGGGUGACGUGGAGGAGGAGGAGGGGGACCCCUCGAAGCUCCACGUGGACGGGGAGCCCAAGACCGGCAUUCGGCGCCGGAGAAAGGGCGUCGGGAGGCCCUGGGUCCCUGAGGCCCGGGCCAGUGUCCUGAGAGGGAUUCAAGGCCCUUGGCCAGGCCCUCCAGCCCCAGUGGCCCCUGCAGACGGCAUGAGAGGAGCCCCUUCAGGCAGGGCCGUCAAGACGCUGGAGAGCAGGCCCCUGGGGGAGCCCCGUGGAGGCUACUGCCUCUCCGAGGACAGUGACAUCCACAUCACCAGCGAGGAGGAGGACCGCAAGGAGCCGCCUCUCCCGAGCCCCUGUGGCCCCAAAGAGAAGGAGACCGGUGGCCGCGUCCCCCGGGUUCCUCCGGAGAGCCGCCCGGCGCCACCAGGGGGCCUUUGCUGCUACAUCUGCGGGUCGGCGCUGUCCCCGGCCUCGCAGCACCAGAUCCACGUGCAGAAGCAGGAGAAGCUGGCUCAGGCCCCCUUCUUUCCCUUCCUGUGGCUGCACAGCCCACCUCCCGGGGCUCAGCCCAUCAGCGAGGGCGGCAGCACGCUGGUGUGUCCCUGCUGCUUCUCCUCCCUCAUGCAGCAGUGGCAAAGCUUCGAGCUGGCCAGCGUGCCUGUCCUGCAGAGACUGUACGUGGUGCCUCUGAACAGCCACGCCCCCGGCAUGGCCUCCAAGGGCAGGAGGCUCCCGAGGGAGGAGGGCACCACCUCGGGGACCCUGCCAGAGGCCUGCUACCUCUGUGGUGAGGACUGCACCCCUGACGCCCGGGCUGUGGCCUCCAGGAUCCUCAAUGGCAAUGCCAGGAGCACCAUGCAUUUCCCCUUCCUCAGCCUCCUGCCCUGCCCCCCCAAUGCCCGAGGCCCCAACAAGCGCGGUGAGGUUCGUAGCUGCCCCAAGUGCUUCAGCGUCCUGGAGGACAUCUGGGCCCUGUACCGGGCCUGUCAGAAUGAGGAGCUCAUCACCUCUGUGCAGGGCUUCCUGGGCAGGUACCACCAGGCCUUCCCUGCCUCUGACCCUGCUCUCUCCGAGCUGCCCACAUCGACCCAGGGCAGCGCCGUGUCCGUCUGCUACAUCUGCGGGACUGAGCUGGGCCCCGGGAAGGAGUUCCAGCUCAACGUGAACCCCUCCAGUCGCUUGGGCGAGAAGGAACCCUUCUUCCCCUUCCUCACUGUGUACCCACCUGCUCCACGUGCCAGGCCUGCCGACUCCACGGGCCUGGUGGCCACCUGCGUGCUCUGCUACCACGACUUGCUAGGCCAGUGGCUGCAGCACGAGGCACGCAAUGCCCACCAUGCUGUCAGUGCCUGGUCCCGGCAGUACCAAGUGGACACGUUUGUGUGCUUCUUCUGCCAGCAGGAGAGGAAGCGGUGUCUUGGGUUGAAGGCUGUGCGGGUGGCCCGGCUGCCCUUGUUUCUCUAUACCCUGCGAGCGAGCCACAGCCUGCUGGUGGACGACGGGCGGCAGCUGAUCAUCGGCGCCUGUGUGGAGUGUGGGACGCUGGUGUGUGCUGGCCAAGGGCUUACCCGCCAGGGACCUGUGGGCUGGAGCUCCCCAGUGGCAACGGCGAUAAAGGUCACCUCUGCAUCUCUCGAGGCACCGGCAGCCACCCACCCUCCCGCCCGGGAGCCCGAGCCCUGGCUGGGGACCCCAGCGGAGAGCCUGCUCAGAGGCCCCAAGACCGCCCAGGAGCUGGGGCCAGCCCGGUGUCAGCAGAGCAGCCUGGACGGGGCCGGACCAGACCUCGCCGGCACAGGCAUGAGCCAUGAGCCCAAGUCCCCUUCACUAGGAAUGCUUUCCACCACGACCAGGACCACCGCCACCGUCAACCCCCUCACCCCCUCGCCGCUCAAUGGCGCCCUGGUGCCCAGCGGCAGCCCCGCCACCAGCAGUGCGCUGUCGGCCCAGGCCGCGCCGUCUUCCAGCUUUGCCGCUGCGCUGCGCAAGCUCGCCAAACAGGCAGAGGAGCCCAGAGGGUCUUCACUGAGCAGUGAGUCGUCCCCUGUGUCCUCUCCAGCCACCAAUCACAGCUCCCCUGCCAGCACGCCCAAGCGCGUGCCCAUGGGCCCCAUCAUCGUCCCCCCCGGGGGCCACAGCGUCCCUAGCACGCCCCCCGUGGUGACCAUCGCCCCUACCAAGACCGUCAAUGGCGUCUGGAGGAGCGAGAGCCGGCAGGACACCAGCUCUCGGGGCAGCAGCAGCGGUCGAGAACGCCUCAUCGUGGAGCCCCCACUGCCCCAGGAGAAGGCGGGGGGCCCGGCCAUUCCCUCCCACCUGCUCAGCACCCCCUAUCCCUUUGGCAUCUCCCCCAGCUCAGUGGUGCAGGACUCCCGGUUCCCACCACUCAACCUCCAGCGGCCUGUGCACCACGUGGUGCCCCCCAGCACGGUGACCGAGGACUACCUGAGGAGCUUCCGGCCCUACCACACCGCCGAGGACCUCCGCAUGUCCUCCCUACCUCCCCUCGGCCUGGACCCGGCCACUGCUGCUGCCUACUACCACCCCAGCUACCUGACUCCGCACCCCUUCCCCCACCCGGCCUUCAGGAUGGACGACUCCUACUGCCUAUCCGCCCUGCGGUCCCCCUUCUACCCCAUCCCCACCCCCGGCUCCCUGCCUCCGCUGCACCCCUCGGCCAUGCACCUUCACCUCUCCGGGGUCCGCUACCCCCCGGAGCUGUCCCACUCGUCCCUGGCGGCACUGCACUCGGAGCGGAUGUCCAGCCUCAGCGCCGAGCGGUUAGAAUGCUGGGUUUCCAUGGAAACCUCGGGCGUGGCUGUCAGGUCCUCACGUCUGGGAAUUCCGUCACUGGGCUGUCCUGGUCCCUUCACAGUGGAGCUCAGGCUCCCUUUCCGCUCCCACAGGCUGCAGAUGGAUGAGGAGCUGCGGCGUGAGCGGGAACGGGAGCGGGAACGGGAGCGGGAAAGGGAACGGGAACGGGAACGGGAGGCCGACCGUGAGCGGGAGAAGGAGCGCGAGCGCGAGAGGGAGAAGGAGCGCGAGAAGGAGCUGGAACGCGAGCGCGAGAAGGAGCGCGAGCGGGAGCUGGAGCGCCAGCGCGAGCAGCGGGCCCGGGAGAAGGAGCUGCUGGCCGCCAAGGCCCUGGAGCCGGCCUUCCUGCCGGUGGCUGAGCUGCACGGGCUGCGUGGCCACACCUCAGAGGAGCGGGUCAAGUCCGCGGAGCAGCUGACCCCAACCCGAGCAGAGAAGCUGAAGGACGCGGGCCUGCAGGCGCCCAAGCCUGUGCAGCACCCCUUGCACCCGGCACCCAGCCCCCAUCACACCAUGCCCAGCCUUCUCUCCAGCCACGGCAUCUUCUCUCUGCCGGGCAGCAGCGCCGCCACGGCCCUGCUCAUCCAGCGCACCAACGAGGAGGAGAAGUGGGUGGCGCGGCAGCGGCGGCUGCGGCAGGAGAAGGAGGACCGGCAGUCGCAGGUGUCGGAGUUCCGGCAGCAGGUGCUAGAGCAGCACCUGGACAUAGGCCGGCCCCCAGUGCCCACGGAGCCCGAGCACAGGCCCGAGAGCACCAGGCCGGGACCAAACCGUCAUGAGCCGGGUAGCCGAGACCCCCCGCAGCACUUUGGCGGGCCCCCGCCCCUCAUCUCGCCCAAGCCCCAGCACCACUCCGUGCCCACGGCCCUCUGGAACCCGGUGUCCCUGAUGGACAGCACCCUGGAGACACGGCGAGCCCCCGAGAGCCACCCUCUGCACAGCCACCCUGCCCUGUUCGAGCCCGGCCGGCAGGCGGCAGUCCCGCUGGUGAAGGUGGAACGGGUCUACGGCCCAGAAAAGGUGGAGGAAGGGCCCCGGAAGCGCGAGGCCACCCCCCUGGACAAGUACCAGCCGCCUCCACGGGAGUCGGGGAGCCUGGAGCAACAGGCCUUUCCUCACGGGCCUGGGCCCUUCUUGGCUGAGCUUGAGAAGUCCACCCAGACCAUCCUGGGCCAGCAGCGGGCCUCCCUCACCCAGCCACCCCCCUUUGGGGAACUCCCUGGACCCCUGAAGCCGGGCUCACCCUACCGGCCCCCGGCACCACGCGGCUCUGACCCCGCCUACAUCUAUGAUGAGUUCCUGCAGCAGCGCCGGAGGCUGGUCAGCAAGCUGGACCUGGAAGAGCGCAGGCGGCGGGAGGCCCAGGAGAAAGGAUACUACUACGACCUCGAUGACUCCUAUGAUGAGAGUGACGAAGAGGAGGUCAGGGCCCAUCUCCGCUGCGUGGCCGAGCAGCCGCCCCUCAAACUGGAUACAUCCUCCGAGAAGCUAGAGUUUUUGCAACUUUUUGGCUUGACCACCCAACAGCAGAAGGAGGAACUGCUGACCCAGAAGCGGAGGAAGCGGCGGCGGAUGCUGAGAGAGAGAAGCCCAUCGCCCCCGACGAUUCAGAACAAGCGGCAGACACCUUCGCCGAGACUGGCCCUGUUCACCCGCUAUAGUCCCGACGAGAUGAACAACAGCCCCAACUUCGAAGAGAAGAAGAAGUUCCUGACCAUCUUCAACUUGACCCACAUCAGUGCCGAGAAGAGGAAAGACAAAGAGAAACUUGUCGAAAUGCUCCAUGCCAUGAAGCAGAAGGCACUGUCAGCGGCAGUGGCAGACUCUCUCAGAAACUCUCCGAGGGACAGUCCUGCUGCCUCCCUGAGCGAACCAGCCACGCAGCCAGCCUCUCUGGAUAUGGAAAAGCCGGUGGGUAUUGCUGCUUCCCUGUCUGACGUCCCAAAGGCCACAGAGCCUGGGAGACUGGAGCAGCUCCGGCCACAGGAACUGUCUCGAGUCCAGGAGCUGACUCCUGCCAGCAGCGAGAAGGCCAGGCUGAAUGAGGCCCCCGGGGGCAAGAAGAACCUGAGCAUGAUGCAUUACAUCAGGGGCCCCGCCCCCAAGGACAUUCCCGUGCCCCUGUCCCACAGCGUCAAUGGGAAGAGCAAGUCGUGGGAGCCCUUCAUGGCAGAGGAGUUUGCACAUCAGUUCCACGAGUCCGUGCUGCAGUCCACCCAGAAGGCCCUCCAGAAGCACAAAGGGAACGUAGCCGUGCUGUCCGCAGAGCAGAACCACAAAGUUGACACGUCCAUCCACUACAACAUUCCUGAGCUGCAGUCCUCAAGCCGGCUCCCUCUGCCCCAGCACAACGGGCAGCAGGAGCCCCCUGCCGUGAGGAAGGGCCCCCUCACACAGGAGACGGACCAGGACUCGGAAGAGGAGGAAGAGGAGGAGGAUGGAGAAGAGGAUGAUGAGGAACCCCCCAGGCGCAAGUGGCAAGGGAUUGAGGCAAUUUUUGAAGCUUACCAGGAACAUAUAGAAGAGCAAAAUCUGGAGCGGCAGGUGUUGCAGACGCAGUGCAGACGGCUGGAGGCCCAGCACUACAGCCUCAGUCUCACAGCGGAACAGCUCUCCCACAGCAUGGCGGAAUUGAGGAGCCAGAAACAGAAGAUUGUCUCAGAAAGGGAGCGAAUCCAGGCGGAACUGGAUCACUUCCGGAAGUGCCUUGCAUUGCCUGCAUUGCAUUGGCCUAGGGGUUACUUUAAGGGAUAUCCUAGGUGACGGUUUCCCUUGCACUAGGCCGAACCUAUAGUAUAGAAAUAUUAUCUAUUUUAUUACCUUGAAUAUUUAAUAUUUUUCACUGGGAGGUUUGAAGCUUAAAAAAAAUAAUAAAGAAUGUGCCAUGCAUGAAGCAAAGGAUUCCAGACUCCAGAAAAAGAACGAACUCACCUUGACUUCAAUGCAACUGAAUCACCUUUGUAAUUCAGCGAGCAACCAAUGUAGGACAUCGCCCAUAUAUUUUUUUAAAAGGCAAUUUUAUUUCUUUCCCCAUGUCACCGUUUUAAAAUCUGAAAAUGAAGGCUCCGUUACCAACACUAAAACUUUUAUCAUUUAUAGCCCCUGGGUGCAUAAGAUUGGAUCAAACUGCUUGUGUUCUAUUUCUUGUGUUGCCAUAUUACUAUGCCUGAAGACCCAAGUUUGCUUUUGCUGCAGCAGAGGGUCGGUCUCAUGCCUCCCCAGGACUGAGACCUGCUUCAGCUGAAUGAAGGUGGGGUGCAUUUUAAGUGAAGGGCUUAUUUGUUUUGGUUACUUUUCUGCAAAAUUUUCUUCAAAGCAACAGUACUAAAAGUCUCACCAAUAGCAGGCUUUUCCCUGGAAAAGCUCUCACCUAAAGAUAAAGCAAAUUCACAAACUGAAGGUACCUUUUUUAUUACUCCAUGGGGUGGGGGGGGAGUGUACAGAGCUCUAUGUAUACAUAAAUGCACACCCACCAAAUUGUUGCUGCAGUGGGGGGUGUUUUCAUACAAACAAAUUUUGAGAGAAAAGUCAAAGGUGCUUCAGCCUUGUACUGUGUAUAUAUAUUAAAAAACAAAGUUUUGUAUGUUUUUAUUACUUUAAUUAUUGUUAUAAAAGGCCUGCCAUUUUUAAUAUGUGGUUUUGGGGGAUUUUUGUUUGUUUUCCUGUUUUGGGGUUUUGUGUUUUGUGUUUUUUUUCUGGGCAAAAAAAAAACAAACAAACUUGCUUUUAGUGUUUGUACUGCUGCUGGUCAGGACAUUAAAUAUUGAAGUGUUUUUAAAAAUUAAAGACGAAGAAAAGUAAAAGAGCUUACCACUGGCGCCUAUGCGAUCACUUCAUUUUUGAGUUGCACCAGAAAAUGAUCUAGAAAGCCAUGCGUUACUUCUUACCUCCUUCUCUACCCUCUCCCCCCAGCUCUGGACAGCAAAUAGCAGUUAUACCUAGUUGCUAUCAGUGAGGAGGGGCUAGUCUAUGGUGAACAAGACAUACUGGGUGUGCACCUAUGCAUGCACCUACAGACAUGGGGCUUUUUGCAAAAGAACCUUUCAGGAAGUGAGCAGUUUGUGAUAGCAUUCUAAGGUGUCUUACAGCAGUCUGAGAACAGGUGCAAAGUAGAAACUCUAGAGGCUUUAUUUAGAUGCAAAGCUUUGUAAAAGCCUAAAAGUAGAAUAAAGGAUAAACAAUGUCUGAGCUGAACUUCUCCUCCUUUUGAACUGACUGUGACAAGCACAGGAGCAGCUAGAAAGAUAAUCAGAUCAGUGCAAAGCAAUGGGGAAAUUUUUCCUUCUUGUCCCAGUUAACUGCUCACUCAGGCAGGGUUUAAUAGAUCAAGCAAGUAUCUCUUGCCUGAAUGGGCUUGAACCAGAGGCUAAAGCAGCCAGUGGUUGGUCUGCCAGGGGAGAGGGGAUGGGAGGAGGUCUGAGUGUGAUCACGCCUCCCCUUUACCCAGGGGAAGGGCUGGCUGACCUUCAUGAAGGCUACUCACUGUGAUCAGUGGCCGCACCCUCAGCCCCAGACCUUAGCUGUGCAGAACAGCUUGCUGGCAGAUGGCAUUGUGUCGCUUUAUCUGUUCCCACACAGUUUGCUUUGUAUGUCUGCCAAGAAUCUUCCAGUUAUUAGCAAACUCAGACAAAAAGUGCCGCCAGUAUUAUCAGCAGUCAACAAGCGCCUUCCUCUCCACAGAAACGAUUUGACGAGAUCUAAGGGCUGUUCUGUGGCCUCCCCUGCAAAGACAUUGAGAGAUCAACAUGUUCCACAGGUGGGGACAGGUGUUUAGAGGGAACUCUAUUGCCAACAAUCAGGGCAAAAUGUCACUGAAUUUCUCUCUUUAAAAUCUGCUUGCUGCUUCUGGUCUGAAAGCUUAAGAGCUACAUCUUAGCACUUCACUCCCAGUCCUCCUUCGCCAUCACAGAAUGUCUGAGUACUAGUAAUUUUGCUGAUCAGCUUUGGUAAUGGCCUUGGCUUAGAAAAAGAAAAACGUAGACCUGAUAACUUGAUGGGAAAGGAAAGCAGAGCCCCAUUCCUCCUCCAGCCCAGGGGGGCUCCCUUGGGGUUUGUUUAGUUGUCAGGGAGGACGUCCCUGCGCUAGUAACAACUGCUUUUCCUUCUUCCCAUUGAAAACGCCACUAUCACCCUGCACUUGAGCUUCUGUCACUCCGUCACACCAAACUCCCACCCAUCUCUAGAGAUCUCUGCAUAUUCUUGGGCUUAAGAAGUAAUAUGACAAUCAGAGAAUAUAAAUAUACACCAGAAAAGGCAGCAUAAUAAACUAAGAAAAAGGUAAAGUGUCUUUUGAAACAAAUGCACCACUAAGACAUAGUACCCAAUAAUGGUUUUUCCAUCCAAUAAUUAGUUCUAAAAUCUUAAAACACAUUUUCAUCUCAUCUAAUUUUUCUUUUCAGUUUGGGCUUAAAAAUGGGCAAAUAUGCACUCUGAAGAUUUUGUUCAGCUAUAUCACACUGAGUUUAAAAGACACAGCUCAGAAGAACACCGAAUUUGCUCUAGAAUUGAUUUUGCAACCUGUGUCAGUCCUCCACGGCCUCAUGUGCUUCCUACAGCACCGGCAGGAGAUGGCUGUUUUGUUAACUUGUGAGGGACACCUUCCAAAGCCGAAUCCCCAGCUUCGCAUUUAAUCAAAUAUUUAGGGACAAACCAAGAGCGUUCCUCAAAACUUGGAUCUACAUACCUGAUCAUUUGAAAAUGCAUUGGUUCUCUGUUUCAUAUAAUCAGAGCCAAACUGACAAUGAAAACAUUUCAUGAUAUAAUCCAUUGCCUAACAUAAAUGGCCAAGGUAGGGUUUUCAACAGUUUUAGUCUACAUUCUAAAGGAAAUAAAACACUAAAUUGGCAUUAACCUUCUAUUAGAUAAUACCCUUAAGGAAAUUCAAAGAAUAUUCAGCAGUGAAGAAUUAUAACACAAGAAAUCUUACGUUUGUACAUGGAACGGUAUUUCCUAAAGGCUGCCUAAUCUCAAACAUUACAUCAAGAUACUCCCUUUCCCCCUGAGCCAUGUGUUUUUAAAGUGUAGAAAAUUCCAAGGAUCCACCACAAGAUGGAGAUGAUCAGCACAAGCCGAUUCUGUUACUCUUAAAUAAGUGUAUAUUAGCCAUUUAGCAGCAAUCCCUAUACUCUUUCAAGUAACCAAGCUAUUGACUUUCUUACUACUUGCAGUAGCCUGUCCCCAACUUUUGAUCCAGCACUUAACUUAAACUCCUUAACUCUGCCUAGACCUGAGGAAGACCAUGCUAAUUGGUUGUGUUACUUUGUAUGUACCCUGUGUUUAAUUGCUAGAACAGUAAACCAGUACAUGGGAGGGAGGAGGAACAGUGCCUCGGUCACUCUGGGGGCAGUUUAGAUGCUGUGAAAUUAAACCUGUUCUAAGUGUACUUGUUUGAAUUAAUUGUAUUGUAAUAUUAUUUGUUGAAUGUAGUAAUUAGGUAUUUAUGAAUAUAUUGCUGUAAUUUCUGACAACAUCCAAAAAAAAUAAAAUCUUCCUAAAUCAUGUUAA
Myotis myotis is the source of this 10164-nucleotide messenger RNA. RefSeq names its product Gse1 coiled-coil protein (gene GSE1). The transcript has 17 exons. The record is from RefSeq and is a predicted model, not a curated record. Lineage: Eukaryota; Metazoa; Chordata; Mammalia; Chiroptera; Vespertilionidae. The coding region runs from base 151 to 6423 and encodes 2090 amino acids.